GGUGAGGUCUGGAACCACUAACCCGGUUGUACACUUAUCACCAUGGUUGGGACCCGUAGUGGGUUAGAGACUAGCCCCUAUAGUAAGGAGCAGCAAGAAAAGAUGGCCGCCUUAGUCCAAGAGAACAGGGAGAGAAAAAAGCGUGAGAAGCAAGCGAAGCUAAAGACUAUCGCAGACGAGCAAGCGGUGAAGAUGAAGAGGUUGGAGGAGGAGAUGAAGAGAGUGCAACAAGAGGAGGAAGAAAGAAGAAAAGUUGCUGAAGCAGAAGCGGCAGCAGAAGAAGAGAAAGAGAGAAUGAGAAUUGAGAGUGGAGAAGGGAGCAACAGUGGUGGCACGAUGAAGUGGGAGACAGAUAUUGAGCUGGAGAAGAAGAUCAACGAGUGGGUCGCUAAUUUAUCGUUGGGGGAAGACGAGGAGGCGGAGUCCUAUGUGACUAAGGAUGAGAAGGCUGCGCUGUCCGCUGAGCUAGCAGCCAUGACAGACCCGAUGGAACGAAGAGAGAGGGAAGACGAGCAAAAGUUAGCAUGGAAGCUGAAAAUGAAGAGGGAGAAGAAGAGGAGGAGAGAGGAAGUGAAUAAGAUGACCGCAGUAGUGGCAAAGGUGCAGGAGUGUAGAGCGGAGGUGCUGGCCCAGCCAGAUGAUAAGGCCAAGUGGGACAAAGUACUGGGCUACCUAGAGGUGUUAAGCAAGGCCUGGAUGGAGGAGCGUCAGGCCAGCUGGAACCAAGACGUCGCGUUGAGUGCCAUGCGGUCCUGUUUCAGGGAUUUUGCGUGCGAAAUCGUCACCCACAUUGGGGGCGAAGUCAAACAGUUGAGAGACAAUGUAGGGAAGUUUUGUGAGGGCGCCAUUCAGGGUGCCAAAGUUGUAGUCGCUGUAGAGGGAGAGGCCAGACCCCGUAAGGACCCAGUGAAACUUAAGUUCCCAGAUGCGUACGGGGGAAAGAAGGAAGAAAACUUGGACAACUGGGAAGCCAGUGUCAAUAGUUAUAUUUACUUACAGCACAUCCUGAUGGAGGAACAAGUCCUCGUGGCCUUCCAGGCCCUCAAAGAUGAAGCGGCUAGUUUCGCCAAGUCUCUUGCGCGUACAGUCGGUUGUGAAAACAACCUGGUUGCAUAUUCCAAAGUCACCCCUCUUUCCCAAUUCCUCAAGCUCCUCAAGGAGCGUUUUGUUGACCCAACGCGAGGCAUUAGAGCCUCUGACAAGCUGCAAACGAUCCACUCACGGCAGUGGAGGAGUGCCAGGGCACUCAAGGGUACCAUGGACGACUUAGUGGUCGUCCCGGACCAUGGGGUCACUGAGACCCAGUUGGUCCAAUUGUUUUAUCGUGCCAUACCAGAGGCCCUGCGCGGGCAUUUCUUUGACAAAUCUCAACAGGCCGGCAUCACAUAUGAUGCAUUCAGUAGGGAAGUCGUCCUGUAUGAGUCAAAGUCCAUGCCAGUUACCACCUUCUGGCACAAGGACUUGGAGAAGGGAAAAGGGUGGAAAGGGCAUACCAUCUCUGGCCAAGUCAAGGCCAAGGAUCAUAUGAUCCUUACCUUAGAGGAAGGUGGUACUGAUGAGGUCCCAUACAGUCAGAUAGAGUGGGGCCUCGAGGAUGAUGGCAGUAGUGUGGGACAAGGGAGGUCUUAUGCUGUUGUCGCGGCUGGAGGGAAGCCGCAAGGUAGAGGAGGAGGCCAGGGCCAAAGGGGCCAGGCCAUGGGAGGCCGUGGGCCGGGCGCACAUGGGGUUGGCGGCCAAGGAAACCGCCAAGUGGGAGGCGAGGUUAAGACUGCCCGCUUGUUCCAUGUGUCUGGUGUAGAUAACACCUUGGCACAUUGUUGUCUCAGUGCUCCCGCGUUCGCGCAAUUAGUAAAGAAGGAGCAGUUAGAAGACCAGGUCUUUGUAGUUUAUGUUAGACCUGUCACUGAGGCCCAGGAAAAGGAUAGUUCCACAGAUCCAACAAUUGCCAAGUUGCUGGAAGAAUUCAAAGACUUGACUGAGUUGCCGACAGGAGUAGUGUCGCGACCCAUCCAGCACAGGAUAGAGAUAGAGCCUGGCAGUAGAACUCCUAAGGGUGCAGUCUACAGGAUGUCCCCUAGAGAGUUAGAGGAGCUUCGCAAGCAGUUAGACGAGCCUGGCAGUAGAACUCCUAAGGGUGCAGUCUACAGGAUGUCCCCUAGAGAGUUAGAGGAGCUUCGCAAGCAGUUAGACGAACUCCUUGAGAAAGGUCGGGAUCUUUACAGAUACUGUACAUAGGUAGGGUGAGGUCUAGGGAUCGAACCCUGGAUACUGCAUCCGCUACUGCUAAAAGGUGAAAACCGUU
Chara braunii is the source of this 2302-nucleotide messenger RNA. The record is from the annotation of a GenBank genome assembly. Lineage: Eukaryota; Viridiplantae; Streptophyta; Charophyceae; Charales; Characeae.